CAGAUCUCCUCUCGCCUUCCUACCUAAUUGAUUUCUCCUCCUCUGGCAUUCCAAUAAGCCAGCAGAGAAAGAAGGAGAGGAAUAGAAAUAAAGGAAAAACAAAGCUGAAAAGUGUUGGGGAGCCAAGCAUUUGUCUCAUCGGAGAUUGAUUUUUCUUGAUCUACUGUAGUUUUUCUUGCUCUCUUGACCAGGUUUCUAUUCAAUUUAAGUUUAUAGAAAAUGGCCGACACUGAAGAUAUCCAACCUCUUGUUUGUGAUAAUGGAACUGGAAUGGUGAAGGCUGGAUUUGCUGGUGAUGAUGCUCCUAGAGCAGUUUUCCCAAGUAUUGUCGGUCGACCCCGACAUACUGGUGUUAUGGUUGGGAUGGGGCAAAAGGAUGCCUAUGUCGGUGAUGAAGCUCAAUCUAAAAGAGGUAUUUUGACCCUAAAAUAUCCCAUUGAGCACGGGAUAGUUAGCAACUGGGACGACAUGGAGAAGAUCUGGCAUCAUACUUUUUACAAUGAGCUUCGUGUUGCUCCCGAGGAGCAUCCUGUGCUUCUUACUGAGGCACCUCUCAACCCUAAGGCCAACAGAGAGAAAAUGACCCAAAUCAUGUUUGAGACGUUCAAUGCUCCUGCAAUGUAUGUCGCUAUUCAAGCAGUUUUGUCUCUUUAUGCUAGUGGUCGUACAACAGGUAUUGUGUUGGAUUCUGGUGAUGGUGUGAGCCAUACUGUGCCAAUUUAUGAGGGUUACUCACUACCACAUGCCAUUCUUCGUUUGGAUCUCGCUGGGCGUGACCUCACAGACUAUCUCAUGAAGAUUCUAACUGAGAGAGGUUACAUGUUCACUACAUCUGCGGAACGAGAAAUUGUUCGCGACAUGAAGGAGAAGCUUUCUUAUAUCGCUCUUGACUAUGAACAGGAGCUUGAGACUGCCAAGACUAGUUCGUCGGUUGAGAAGAAUUAUGAGUUACCAGAUGGACAAGUUAUUACAAUAGGGGCUGAGAGAUUCCGCUGUCCGGAAGUUCUCUUUCAACCUUCUUUCAUUGGAAUGGAAGCUGCUGGAAUUCACGAGACUACCUACAACUCCAUCAUGAAAUGCGAUGUUGAUAUCAGGAAGGAUCUAUAUGGUAACAUCGUGCUCAGUGGUGGUUCGACAAUGUUCACUGGAAUUGCUGAUCGUAUGAGUAAGGAAAUCACCGCCUUGGCUCCUAGCAGCAUGAAGAUCAAAGUUGUUGCACCACCAGAGAGAAAAUACAGUGUUUGGAUUGGAGGAUCCAUUCUUGCAUCCCUCAGCACCUUCCAACAGAUGUGGAUUUCAAAGGGCGAAUAUGACGAGUCUGGUCCAUCAAUUGUCCACAGAAAAUGCUUCUAAGAUGUUGUUAAGCAUUCACGGUGAGUAUUACUUGUCGUCAAUCCCUUGGUAAGAUUUUCAUGCUAUGUUUGAAGAAAAUUCCAUUUGCUUGAAGUGGAGAAGUUUGUAGAUGGGAUUGUCAUGGACGCCACAACGUAACCAUAAUGUGUCAUCAUGUCUCGACUAAAAUAGUUUCACAUUCUUAUUGUUUAUGGAUUAUGAGUAUGUAAUUACUUUCUUUUCUUGACAUAUCGUCUUGGACUUCUAUCGGCGAUAGGUCAUUAUAGUUUGAAAGUAAUUGUAGUAUUUCCCAUUUUACGUUUUCUAUUUCUUUUUUGUUAGAUUUCAUAUUUUAGUUGCCCGGCUUAAAAACAAUUAUGUUUUAUUUGUUGUAUGAGAAACUACUAUGUUUAUGGUAGUUUGUAAAACUUAUACUUGAAAUUCCAUGGUAUAAAUUGUGACUAAAUAUUCAACUGA
Sesamum indicum (sesame) is the source of this 1809-nucleotide messenger RNA. RefSeq names its product actin-1. NCBI's taxonomy places the organism in Eukaryota, Viridiplantae, Streptophyta, Magnoliopsida, Lamiales, Pedaliaceae. The record is from RefSeq and is a predicted model, not a curated record.